AGCCACAACUGCACUGUCACCCUCUCUUCACGCAUCGAAUAUAUACGAAAGAGAGCCAUACCUGCAUUGUCACCCUCUCUUCUUCUACUCCGUCAGCCUAAACUCUCCGCUCCACCUCAGGUUAUCACUAUCGUCCUCGGUCAUGACUGAAGCGGAAGCCUUCGCCGUGCUCUCAUCGCAGGCUUACAUCGAUGGAGUAGCGGUGCGGGAAACAAGGGCAUUAGUCGCUGAUCUCUGUCGACAGUUCUACACACUCGGCUGGGUUUCCGGUACCGGUGGCAGUAUCACCAUCAGAGUUCACGACGACGCUAUUCCAAAGGCCCACCAGCUUAUCGUCAUGUCACCUUCAGGAGUGCAGAAAGAGAGGAUGGUAGCGGAUGAUAUGUACGUGCUCUCCGGCGAUGGUGAUUUUUUGUCGGUGCCUGCUACGAAGCCCUACCCUAAUAAACCUCCGAAGUGCUCUGAUUGCGCCCCACUUUUCAUGAAGGCUUAUCAAAUGCGCAAUGCUGGGGCUGUUAUUCAUAGCCAUGGGAUGGAAUCUUGUCUUGUAACAAUGAUCAAUCCCUUAUCAAAGGAAUUUCGAAUCACUCACAUGGAGAUGAUAAAAGGAAUUCAAGGACAUGGUUACUUUGAUGAGCUUGUGAUUCCAAUAAUAGAGAACACUGCUCAUGAGCGCGAGCUCACAAAAUCACUAAGUGAAGCUAUUUCAGCAUACCCGAAGGCAGCAGCAGUGCUUGUGCAAAAUCAUGGGAUAUAUGUCUGGGGAGAUUCUUGGAUUAGUGCCAAGACUCAGGCAGAAUGUUAUCAUUAUCUAUUUGAAGCUGCGAUCAAGCUCCAUCAAUUGGGUAUUGACUGGGCAAGCCCAAGUCACGGUCUUAUAAACAAUAAUGCAAAUAAAAUGGGUAUAAAUUUAGGUACUUCUGAUAUUUCUGAGAAAGCAGGACUUGCCAAUGGUAGUCAAGCUCCAGAAAAACUGAGGAAAUGCAUUGUACUUGAUAUUGAGGGUACAACUACACCAAUAUCCUUCGUUACUGAAGUACUUUUUCCUUAUGCUCAUGAUAAUGUGCGAAAACAUUUGAUGUCUACAUAUGAUAGUGAGGAAACUCAAGAUGACAUUAAGCUAUUGCGUGCACAAGUUCUGGAUGAUUUGGAUAAAGGAGUUCCAGGCUAUGUACCCAUUCUACCCUAUGGAGCUGGGAAAGAGCAAGUGAUUGAUUGCGUAGUAACCAAUGUUGAGGAAAUGAUAAAAGCUGACCGAAAACUUACAGCAUUGAAACAGUUGCAGGGACAUAUAUGGAGAACCGGCUUUGAAAAUAAGCAACUGCAAGGUGUUCUCUUUGAUGAUGUUCCUGAUGCUCUUAAAAGGUGGCACAGGAAUGGCAUCAAGGUUUACAUAUAUUCUAGUGGGAGUAGAGAGGCUCAGAGGCUUCUCUUUGGACAUUCAGAACAUGGGGACUUGAGAAAGUAUUUAUGUGGAUUUUUUGACACCACAACCGGAAACAAACGAGAAACAAGGAGUUAUUUUGAGAUAUCGCAGUCUGUCGGAGUAGAUGCACCCUCACAAAUCUUAUUUAUAACAGACGUUUACCAGGAAGCUGUUGCUGCAAAGGCUGCAGGCCUUGAUGUCAUCAUCUCCGUUCGUCCUGGAAACGCACCACUCCCAGAUUGUCAUGGAUUUGAGACUGUCACAUCCUUCGCAGACAUAUGAUCAAAUUGCAUUGGAACAGCAGGUUUCCGUCACUCUUCGCAUGUUUUGUUGUAAUGGAAUUCACUUGAGAAGACAGUCAUGAAGAGCAUUUUUCUUGGUUGUUGCGAAAUGUUAAACGGCAGAGAAAAGGAGAAAAAAAAAGGGAAAUUUAUAUACAGAUUACACAAUUCUUAUGUAUUUUACAUAUCAACCAACCAAAGUUUUAUAUUUACA
Messenger RNA from Phalaenopsis equestris, 1921 nucleotides. Its product is annotated as probable bifunctional methylthioribulose-1-phosphate dehydratase/enolase-phosphatase E1 1. The record is from RefSeq and is a predicted model, not a curated record. Gene Ontology annotation, cellular component: cytoplasm. The coding region runs from base 143 to 1708 and encodes 521 amino acids. The transcript has 13 exons. NCBI's taxonomy places the organism in Eukaryota, Viridiplantae, Streptophyta, Magnoliopsida, Asparagales, Orchidaceae. Gene Ontology annotation, molecular function: acireductone synthase activity; magnesium ion binding.